Molecule: messenger RNA, 1040 nt
Organism: Vigna unguiculata (cowpea)
Lineage: Eukaryota; Viridiplantae; Streptophyta; Magnoliopsida; Fabales; Fabaceae
Gene: AGG2
Product: G-protein gamma subunit 2
Biological process (GO): G protein-coupled receptor signaling pathway
Source: RefSeq, a predicted model, not a curated record
UGAGAAACUUAAAAGAAAACCAGCUUUGUUGUUGUGUUCCAAUUCCAACAACACAGCCCAAAAACGACAACUUGAAGUUCAACACAAAACUUGAAGCCAAGUUUUCUUUUUUCACCCAAUUUUCCGCUCCACUCUCAAUCCUUUCAAACUUCACUCCAAACACCCCUUUCUCUCUCUCUCUCUCUUUCUCUUGUGUUCUUCCCCAAACAAACACAACAACACCCUUCUGACCUGUCUCUUUCUCUGCGUUUUCAGUACGCUUAGAUCCUGCUCUAUUGUUUUCUGAACCCCUCCACCCUGCUUCUAUGGCCAUCCCUUGAUCAUGGGGUCCAUCAAGAUUUAUUCCAGAAUGCACUCAAAUUCACUCACUUCUCUUUCAUAAUCAUAGUAAACUCUUUGCAACCUAGGGAUUUUAGAUUUUAGAUUUUAGUUUUUAGAUUUUAGAUUUUCCAUUGCCACCACCUCACUCUCACAGAAUGCAAUCGGGUGGGCCUGAAUCCGCUAGCCCCGUGACCCACAGGGUUCAGUCUCUAUCUUCGGCAGAUACCAGAGGGAAACAUAGGAUACAUGCUGAACUCAAGCGCUUGGAGCAGGAAGCAAGAUUUUUAGAGGAAGAGCUGGAAAAACUUGAAAGGAUGGAGAAAGCGUCUACAGCGUGCAAAGGACUGCUCAGCAACGUGGAAACAAAGCCUGAUCCAUUACUACCAUCAACAAUUGGACCCAUAAGUCCUACAUGGGAUCGAUGGUUUGAAGGCCCCCAAGAUUCUAAAAGCUGCUGUAGAUGCUGGAUUCUGUGAUGAACAAUGCUAAUUGCCAACCCUCUCUUCUUCCCUUUUUUAAUCCAAGAUUGGUUUAGAAAUUGUGAGUUUUGAAACAAUAUUGUUAUUGGCAAUUUUUCAUGAUUGUUCCUAUGUGCGGAUGACAAUUAUAGCAAAUACAUAGCUUUUAUGUUUCAGUUGACAGCUUAAUUGCUGAGACGAUAACUACCAAGCCAUGAUGACAGUAUAUAUGUAUAUAAAUUUUUUUUUUUUCAUUGCAAA